This is a messenger RNA of Castor canadensis (American beaver), 4037 nucleotides long. It is a transcript of the gene Znf217, whose product is annotated as zinc finger protein 217. Gene Ontology annotation, molecular function: RNA polymerase II cis-regulatory region sequence-specific DNA binding; DNA-binding transcription factor activity, RNA polymerase II-specific. Lineage: Eukaryota; Metazoa; Chordata; Mammalia; Rodentia; Castoridae. The record is from RefSeq and is a predicted model, not a curated record. Gene Ontology annotation, cellular component: nucleus. Gene Ontology annotation, biological process: regulation of DNA-templated transcription.
UUUUUUUUUGAAUUUAUAGUAAAUAUUGGCUCUAGUUUUGAAGCCCCGGGCUGCUGGAGGUGAGAGCAACAAGUCUUACAAGUGGCCUUAUUCCAACCCUAGAAAUCCCCAAGUAGAACUUUGAAUCUUACUUUAUAUCUAAUUCUAAAGCAACAGGAAACAUGCCAACUCAAUCCCUCCUUGUGUACAUGGAUGGACCAGAAGUCAUUGGUGGUUCCCUUGGCACCCAGAUGGAGGUAGAUGAUGCCAUGUCAAUCAAAGGGGCCACUGCUGUUCCUUUCAGAGCUUCUCAAGAGAAAAAUAUAAUCCAGAUAGAAGGAUAUAUGCCCUUGGACUGCAUGUUUUGCAACCAGACCUUCACACAUGCAGACGACCUUAAUAAACAUGUCUUAAUGCAACAUCGGCCUACCCUAUGCGAGCCCGCAGUUCUGCGUGUGGAAGCGGAAUAUCUCAGUCCUCUCGAUAAAAGUCAAGUGCGAACAGAACCUCUGAAGGACAAGAAUGGCAAAGAAAAUGAAGAAUUUAGCUGUGAAGUGUGUGGGCAGACAUUCAGAGUUGCUUUUGAUGUUGAGAUCCAUAUGAAGAAACACAAGGACUCUUUCACGUAUGGGUGCAACAUGUGUGGACGGAGGUUCAAGGAGCCGUGGUUCCUGAAAAAUCACAUGCGGACACACAAUGGCAAAUCGGGCGCCAAGAGCAAGUUGCAGCAGGGCCUGGAGAGUCCGGUCACGAUCAACGAGGUGGUCCAGGCUCACGUGGCUGGGAGCAUCUCGUCUCCUUACAAAAUCUGCAUGGUUUGUGGCUUCCUCUUUCCGAAUAAAGAGAAUCUCAUUGAACACAGCAAGGUGCACACCAAAGAAACUGCCUCCAGUGCCAGCAAUGCACAGAGCGACCCCCAGGAAGAGGGCGUGCCAUCCCCCAGGGAAGAGCUGCUGCAGUUUUUAAACCUAAGACCCAAAGCUCACCUGGAGACCACUAGGAAGCCCGUUGUGUGCAUCCCGCAGCUCGACCCGUUCACCACCUAUCAGGCGUGGCAGCUGGCCACCAAAGGAAAGGUUGCCAUUGCUCAAGAAGAGGUGAAGGAGCCAGGGCAAGAAGGGAGCACUGACAAUGAUGACUCAUGUUCAGAGAAAGAAGAACUUGGAGAGAUUUGGAGUGGGAAUAAAUCAGAAGGUUCUGGAAAGUCCAAAACAAAUAAAAGCAGUUGUACCAGCCUCUCGCAAGACAAAGAGAAGGCCAGACAGGCCAAUGGUGAAGUGCCUUCUGCAGAUGCAGAUCCCAAGUUGGCCGGUAACAAGGAGAAGCCCACGCACUGCUCUGAGUGCGGCAAGGCCUUUAGGACCUACCACCAGCUGGUCCUGCACUCCCGAGUGCACAAGAAGGAUCGGAGGGCCGACGCUGAGUCACCAACCAUGUCUGUAGAUGGAAGGCAACCCAGGACGUGCUCCCCGGACCUCGCCACUCCUCUGGAUGACAGCGGGACCGGGGACCGAGUUGAAGGGGGUUCUGAAGAUGGGUCCGAGGAUGGGCUCCCUGAUGGGCUGCAUGUGGAUAAAAACGAUGAUGGAGGAAAAAUAAAGCAUCUCACAUCCUCGAGGGAGUGUAGCUAUUGUGGGAAGUUUUUCCGUUCAAAUUAUUACCUCAAUAUUCAUCUCAGAACGCACACAGGUGAAAAACCGUAUAAAUGUGAAUUCUGUGACUAUGCCGCAGCCCAGAAGACAUCUCUGAGGUACCACUUGGAGAGACACCACAAGGACAGACAGAUGACUGACGCUGCUGCCGAAGUGAAGAAUGAAGGCAAAAGUCAGGAGACCCAAGAUGCACUGUUAGCCGCCGACAGUGUGCAGACCAAAAAUUUAAAGAGAUUUUUUGAUGGUGCCAAAGAUAUUAAAGGCAGCCCACCUGCCAAGCAGCUUAAGGAGACGCCUUCUGUCUUCCCGAAUGUUCUGAGCAGUGCCGUCCUCUCACCAGCACACAAAGAUACUCAGGAUUUCCCUAAACGUGCAGCUGACGACAGCACUGAUCAAGUGGGCAAAGCGGCUGCUCCUGCUUAUGUGGACAUGUUGAAAAAGAGACCAGCGGGUGAACCUCAGGCCAGUAGCCUUGUCGGUAACUCGGAAGCAGACUUGGCUCCUGCAGAUGUCAGCGCUGCCCGGUGUGGCGACAUCGGCCACAAAGAGAAGCAGAUGGAGACCACGGCCGAUUGCAAGCCUGGUGCGGACUGUCAGGAAAAACCUUUGAACUUGUCCCUUGGGGCCUUUCACAGUUGCCCUGCAAUCUCUCUGAGUAAAAGUCUCAUCCCCAGUAUCACCUGCCCAUUUUGUACCUUCAAGACUUUUUAUCCAGAAGUUCUAAUGAUGCACCAGAGGCUGGAGCACAAGUACAACCCCGACAUUCACAAAAACUGCAGGAAUAGGUCUUUGCUGAGGAGCAGACGGACUGGCUGCCCUCCUGCCCUGCUGGGCAAAGAUGUGCCUCCCUUGCCCAGCCUCCACAAAGCCAAGUCCAAGGCUGCUCUCCCAGCGCAGCCCAAAUCUCUGCCGCUAGAGAAGGGGCGGCAGGGCCCCUCAGGGCCAGGCAAAGCCCCUCUGACUUUAGGGACAGACUCCAGCACUUUAGCGCCAAGUAACCUGAAGUCACAGAGGCCACCACAGAGCACUGGGGGCCCAGGGGCUGUCAGACAGCAGCCAUCGGAGAUGUUUUCCAAGACCAGUGUUUCUUCCACUCUGGAUAAAACGAAAAGGUCGGAGACAAAGUUGAAACCACUGCCAGCAGCCUCUUCCCACGCUGCCGUGCUCAGCAGCAGUAAUAGCAAUGGAUCCAUGGACUACCCUCCAAAGGGCGAGGGCCCCUGGGCUCCUCCAGGGAGGGACUAUUUCUGCCAUCGGAGUGCUAGCAGUAACUCAGUAGAGACUGGCGAGCCGCUUCCCAAAAGACUCAAGCCCAACGUGGUAGCCCUUGAGGUGGAGCAGUCUGGGCCCAACAGCAGAAGGGGCUAUGAGCUGCCCAAGUACCAUGUGGUCAGGAGCAUCCCCUCACUGCUGCCCCAGGAAUGUGUGUGCCCACCGCCAGUGCUGCCCCCCAAACCCAGGUUCCUGAGUUCUGGGGACAUGGAGUCUCCGAGCGUGCUGACGGUGCCGAAGCCCUACAGCGGCUCGGGGCUGUUCACCUGUGGCCCUGCUGGGCACCCUGCCCCCAGCCCAGCACUUGAAGGAAAGAGGCCUGUAUCAUACCAGCACUUAUCUAGCAGCGUGCUACAGAAGAGAGACUAUGAGAAUUUCAUUGGAAAUGCACAUUAUCGACCAAAUGACAAAAAAACUUGAUUUCCUAUUUUGGGGGGAAAAAAGGUCUUGCUGGAUAUAAGUGCGUACUCUCCAUGAAAAUAAAUUUUAGUUCAUCCUUUGAGAAAGCAAACGGUGAAAGCUACUGAGAUAAGCUGUGAUUGUACUGUACAUAGACAUGUGAGGACCUUCGAGGAACACUACGGUUUUGUAAAGUUGUUCUGUUAACAUUUGUACCAAAUAGCAAUAAACUAGUUGGCACAGUUGGCUGUAUACCAACAGGGCUGCAAAUUUCUUAUUUUGUCCCUGAAUAAUAAUUUUUUUUUUUUUAAGAAUUGACCAAAUAAGUGAAAUUUUUGCAUACUUGAGCGCUGCUGAAAAAAAAUCAUUUGGGAUGUGGGGGGGGAGUAUAUAAUGCUUGCACCUCAGGUAAAAAUAUAAAUACCUACGUUGUAAACCUGCUUGUUUAAAUACUGUGUAUUCCCUGCUCAGUGCUUUGAGCAGUUCUACUUGUCCUCUUUCCUUUAAAGUGUAUGUUAAAAAGUAUCAAUGAUUUGUAUUAUGUUGAAUUCUGCUCGAUCUCUUGUUGUCUUAACAAAAUUGUUCACAGAAGUGUCGACCCUGUGAAGAUGUGCUGCUGUCUCGAGGACAGCCACUCUGAACUUGGCACCUUUUACUGCAGAUGUCAUCAGAUGGCUCAGAGAAGAAGACUUGGUCUUCCUGGUGUGCCCAGCUUAUCCUGGAACCACCAGGAUC